AUGGCCUGGCAGUCACCUGCUGUCACGGCUGGCGGCGGUGUCGCUGGAGCUGGAGGAGAUGGCAGUCACAGUGGCGUCGCCCAGCCGCAGGGCACUGAAUAUACUCUCCAAGGUGUAAUGCGAUUUCUACAAACAGAAUGGCACCGACACGAGCGAGACCGCAAUGCCUGGGAAAUUGAACGCGCUGAAAUGAAAGCUCGAAUUGCCAAGAUGGAGGGCGAUAACCGCUCGAGCAAGAAGAUGCAGGAUUCUCUCCGCAAGCACCUGCAGCUGCUUGAGCAGGCAUUGAAAAAGGAACGCGAGCGGGCGGCCAAACUAGCAUCUGCUGGGCAGGAUUCGGCGGCCCAGAAGGGCGUCAAUGCAGCUGGUGCUGCUAGACUGGAUGCAGGACCACCGAAGCACCAUAAUUCCUUCCUAGAGGUCGAGGACGAUGGGCUGGCCCAUUCGCAGCUGCGCCAGGAUGCGCAGCGAGACAAGUCGAGAGGCUAUCUGGACAAAUGCGUCCAGGAGGUCACUUAUCUUCUCACUCCGUCUUCGCACCCGCCACCUCAGCAUCUGACCCAGGAGGACCUCUUGGGCAGCCAGCCCUUCACUUCCCAACAGCCCUCUCAGCCUACUCUUGAAGACGUCUAUCUAGCGCACACUAAAGCUCAGAAUCAACGGGCUGGUCUGGGCAUGGCACCGCCGUCCCAAGUUCCCAAUCACCGCCCGCCGCCCGUCCCUUCUGUCACAGACUCCUCAAAUUUCUCCCGUUCAGCUGGCCAAGGAGAUUCGUACUAUGUACGCAACCUUUCAGAUCAACAACCAUUGCCCCAAGGACCCUCGCUUGAUGCUGCCGGCGGCCAUUCCCAGGACCAAUCAUCCAUACCUUUCCCUCCUGAAGAGCACGUGAAAAAGAUAAACCACUCGUACGACAAUUACGGCAGACCGAUACCCGAGAGGCAGCAGCAGCAGCCGCAGCAUGAUGAAUCGACUCCCGUUGACACGUCUGCAAAUCCGGAUACAGAUGGUUGGAACUUUGACGAGCCGACUACGACCGUCACCGCGCCGUCGCCGCCUCCGAAUGAUGUUCAGUCAAAACACCGCCCGGACAAGGACGUGUUCCCUAGCGCAGAUCCCGUUCAAGCCAAAUCGCCGCCUCGGACCGGACCAGGCUCCCACAGGAGACGUUCCAGCUCGAAUACAUUUGCCCAGCGGAGACCUAGUGAUGGAUCCCACGAAUUGCGAGACUUGUCAUCCAUUCAAGGAGCACGGCCUGACUCUGGAUCGUUCAAGGUGCGCUUUGCCAUGCGCGGUCAUCUCGACGUUGUUCGAUCCGUUGUCUUUACUGGCGGCGGCAGUCCCUCUGAACCGGAAAUAUGUACAACCGGAGACGACGGCGUCAUCAAGCGAUGGAUCGUCCCAGCUAGCUACGGUAGUUUUGGCACCCAUAGUGGCACGGCUGGCAGUGAUCUUGACAUCCAGAGCUACUUCACCCACCGGGGUCAUGAAGGUGCUGUGACGUGUUUGGCGGCGUGCCCGGCGUCGUCAAACUUUGCAAGUGGCGGAAGAGCACCAGGCGAUGGGUGGAUCUUCUCGGGAGGGCAGGACGCUACGGUGAGGGUCUGGGAACGCGGUCGAGUUGAUCCCAAGGCGACACUGGACGGACAUACGGAUGCUGUCUGGGCAGUGUGCGUGUUGCCCGCGACGUGUGGAUCUGUAUUUGGAACGGACUGCGGCAACUUUGGAGGCCCGGAUCGAAUAUUACUAGCAUCUGGUUCCGCUGAUGGCAGCAUUAAGAUUUGGGCAGUCAGUGCGCCACCGCAGCUAAGCUCUCCAAUGACUAGUUCACGACGAGGCGUUGGUGGCAGCCGGCGUCACUCGGUCUCGUCCGGGUCCAACUUCCCGUCAUCGCCGCAGCCAAGUAUCGCAACCUCGACACCUUUCCAUUACACACUGGUGCAUAGCAUUGCCAGGGCUGACGCGGCAUCUCCCACGUGUAUAAGUCCCUUGUCGAUGCUGGGAGAGACAUUUGUCGUGUCCUACACGGAUGCGUCUGUUCUCGUCUUUGACACACGGACGGGAGAAGAAAUCAUUGGCAUGGCCAGCUUGGAGACGUACGACGGCACACCAAAGACGGGCGUGAAUGCGGUAGUCGCAACGACGAUUGGGCUAGACAGUGGGAUGAGCCCAGAUUCUGGCCGCGGCAUAUCGGAAGAGGAGAAUGUAGUACAUGGCGCAACGGGCUCGAGUGGAGGAGUCGAAGGGGUUGUCAUAAGCGGGCAUGAGGAUCGGUUUAUUCGAUUCUUUGACGCCAACAGCGGCCAAUGCACAUAUACCAUGCUCGCCCACCCCGCAGCCAUCUCCUCUGUGUCCUUGUCACCCGACGGACGAGAGCUCGUGUCGGCCGGUCACGACGCAAGCCUUCGAUUCUGGAACCUCGAAAAGCGGAGUUGCACGCAAGAAAUCACAAGUCAUCGCCAAAUGCGCGGAGAAGGUGUCUGCGCUGUCGUCUGGAGUCAAGAUGGCCGAUGGGUCGUCAGCGGCGGAGGUGAUGGCGUCGUCAAGGUUUUUGGAAGGUGA
Messenger RNA from Xylona heveae TC161, 2562 nucleotides. Its product is annotated as WD40 repeat-like protein. Gene Ontology annotation, molecular function: protein binding. Lineage: Eukaryota; Fungi; Ascomycota; Xylonomycetes; Xylonales; Xylonaceae. The transcript has 4 exons. The record is from RefSeq and is a predicted model, not a curated record. Bases 1 to 2562 code for a protein of 853 amino acids.